CACAGAGGGGCCUGGCAGCCUACAGUCCAUGGGGUGACAGAAAAGUCGGACACAACUUAGUGAACGAGCAGGCACUAAAACAAAAUGGUCUCCCAUAAAUAUUAUACAAAUUUAAUUUUUGUUAAAAAUAUAUAGGGGAUCUUUUUCUUCUGCCAAUCAAAACAUACAGAUCUAAUUCACUCUUUUAAAUUUUAAUUCUUCCCAGAAUUUCAUGGAAUAUUUAACCAGUUGGAGUGCAGGCAUAUCCCUGCAGCUAAAACCCUACAUGGGCUUGCGACCUGUCUGCCUAGAGGUGAAACUGGGAAGAUUCCUGGGCCCCUCCUAGUCACCCCCUGGCCUCCUCCCCGAAUCAGUAGGCCCCUGGCGCUUGGGAGGGGUGGGUGCAGGGCAGGAAGCAGGGACAGAGGUAACCCGCGGUGCGCCGCUUGAGGGCGCUCGGGGCAAAGGCUGGCCUGGCCUAUUGGGGCGCGACCCUAGAUGGGAGGGAAGGGCCUACCGCCCCCUGCCGGCAACGCUGAGCGGCGGCAUUGCGGAUCCCCGAGCUAAUCUGCCUAGCGUCCUGACUCCAGCCGCUUCUCACGAAGCCGUGCCGCUGGGUCACCAGCAUCGACGGUCGGGACCCCACUGUCGCCCUCUGCCCCUCGCCCGCUCCUCUUAGUUCUCGAGACCCGCCUCUGCCCGGCUGCUCGGCCCUGUGCAGCAAUGCUGUCCCUAGGCCUCGAGCGUCCCCACGUGCUCACUCAGCGGCCUCUGCUGCGUCUGCUGCUCCUGCUCUGGCUGCUGCUGCGGCUGGUAACCAGCACCCAGACCACCCCGGGCGGUCCCAGCGCCCAGACCACGUGGGGAACCCCUAGCGCCCUGACCAGGCCGGCCACCUCCAGCACCCCAACAACUCCAGGCACCCCUAGAGGCCUGAGUCUCCAGGAGCGCGCGCGGGCCCUGAUGCGGCACUUCCGGCUGGUGGAUGGCCACAACCACCUGCCGCUGCUCCUGAAACGGCAUUUCCAGAACAAGCUACAAGGUGUGAACCUGCGCAAUUUCAGACUCGGCCAGACCAACCUAGACAAGCUCAGGGAUGGCUUCGUGGGUGCACAGUUCUGGUCAGCCUACGCCCCGUGCCAGACUCAGGACCAGGAUGCCGUGCGCCUCACACUGGAGCAGAUUGACCUCAUCCGCCGCAUGUGUGACUCCUACAAUGAACUGGAGCUCGUGACUUCAGCUGAAGGACUGAACAGCACUCAAAAGCUGGCCUGCCUUAUUGGCGUGGAGGGUGGUCACUCACUUGACAGCAGCCUGGCUGUGCUACGCAGUUUCUAUCUGCUGGGAGUUCGCUACCUGACGCUCACCUUUACCUGCAACACGCCCUGGGCAGAGAGCUCCACCAAGUUUCAGCUCUUCUACACCAACAUUAGUGGGUUGACAAGCUUUGGUGAGAAGGUGAUAGAGGAAAUGAAUCGCCUGGGCAUGAUGGUGGACUUGUCCUAUGGGUCGCAUGCCCUGGCACAGCAAGCCCUGAAGGUGUCAAAGGCUCCUGUGAUCUUCUCCCACUCGGCUGCCAAAGCUGUGUGUGACAACAUGCUUAACAUUCCUGAUGACAUCCUGCAACUUCUGAAGAAGAAUGGUGGCAUUGUGAUGGUGUCGCUGUCCAUGGGGGUGCUGCAGUGUAACCUGUUUGCUAAUGUGUCCACCGUGGCAGAUCACUUUGACCACAUCAGGGCAGUCAUGGGAUCUGAGUUCAUCGGGAUUAGCGGGAGUUACGAUGGGUCUGGCCGGUUCCCCGAGGGGCUGGAGGAUGUGUCCACAUACCCGGUACUCAUAGAGGAGUUGCUGAGGCGAGGCUGGAGGGAGGAAGAGCUUCAGGGCGUCCUUCGUGGAAACCUGCUGCGGGUCUUCAGUCAGGUGGAACAGGUGAGAGAGGAAAGCAAAGGUCAGAGUCCUUUGGAGGAUGAAUUUCCAAACAGACAGGUGGGCGGGUCGUGCCAUUCCCACCUCCUGACUCAGCCUCAGAGUAAGCCUCGGGCCACACACCGGGUGAGAAACAAGUGGCUAACCAACCAGGCCCUCCAGAGGCCCCCAAAAGCCUCCCCACAACUCGUUUUAGGCCUUGUGGCUGCUGCCACCUUCUCAGUCCUCAUCCUGUGGCUCUAGUGACCUGGCUAGUCCCCCAGAGGUCACUGUGGCAAAGUCUCACGAAGUUUCCCUUCUAGUCAUCCAGGCACAAACAUAUAUAUGCUGAGAAUAAACAUUUCGAGUACAGA
Messenger RNA from Bubalus bubalis (water buffalo), 2258 nucleotides. It is a transcript of the gene DPEP3, whose product is annotated as dipeptidase 3. Gene Ontology annotation, molecular function: metallodipeptidase activity. The transcript has 10 exons. Lineage: Eukaryota; Metazoa; Chordata; Mammalia; Artiodactyla; Bovidae. The record is from RefSeq and is a predicted model, not a curated record. Bases 703 to 2148 code for a protein of 481 amino acids. Gene Ontology annotation, biological process: proteolysis.